Papaver somniferum (opium poppy) is the source of this 1093-nucleotide messenger RNA. RefSeq names its product cystinosin homolog. The coding region runs from base 1 to 714 and encodes 237 amino acids. The record is from RefSeq and is a predicted model, not a curated record. Gene Ontology annotation, cellular component: vacuolar membrane. Lineage: Eukaryota; Viridiplantae; Streptophyta; Magnoliopsida; Ranunculales; Papaveraceae. Gene Ontology annotation, biological process: L-cystine transport. The transcript has 7 exons. Gene Ontology annotation, molecular function: L-cystine transmembrane transporter activity.
AUGGAGAAAUGGAAUUCUAUCACACUCGAAAUCGUCUACUAUGUUUUGGGUUGGAUUAGUUUCUUCUCCUGGACUUUUGGUUUCUACCCACAAAUUAUUCUUAAUUACAGAAGAAAAAGCGUUGUGGGGCUUAAUUUCAAUUACUUGGUUUUAAAUUUGACUAAGCAGUCGUCUUAUCUCAUCUACAACGCUUCUCUCUUUAUUAGUCCUGCUGUUCAGAAACAAUACCACGACAAAUAUGGAUUUGGAGAGAUGAUACCUGUAGCUGCCAGCGAUGUAGCUUUCUCUACUCAUUCUAUUCUGUUGACAUCAUUUGCCUUGUGCCAAGUUCUUGUCUACGAACGUGGAAGUCAGAAGGUCUCCAGACUUACAAUUGGAAUCACUGCAGCAGUGUGGGUUACUGUUCUUGUUUGUCUGUUCAUAGCUUGGCCUCACCAAUCUUGGCUAUGGCUGCUAUCUGUCCUCAACACAAUACAAGUCACCUUGGCGGUCAUCAAAUACAUUCCCCAGGCACUCUUGAACUUCACGCGAAAGAGCACCGAAGGAUUAGCCAUUGGGAUCAUUUUACUUGAUUUUCUUGGAGGUGUAACAAACUCUACGCAAAUGAUCACACAGUCUAUAGACCAAGGAUCUUUUGAGAACUUUCGUGGGAAUUCGGGGAAGAUCCUGCUUUGUUUGAUACCGAACAUUCUGCCUCUUAUGAUUUUCAGUUAACAUGUUGAUGAUAAAUUUAGUGUUUUGCUGGAGAGAGGGAUAAUUUUUGCAGCAUGAUCAUUUUAUUCAAGUAUAUGUUAUUCAUCCCUCUGAUUUUGCAAAUGUGGAACUAGCCCGUAUAUAAGAUUUGUUCUUGAGAGUUAAAACCGAAAAUCUUUUUGCAGGUAACCAUCGUGUAUGACCUCGUCGUCUUCUUCCAGCAUUAUGCGCUGUAUCGUUCCAAGAACGGGAAGAUAUCAUCAUUUUCGGAUGAGUCACACAAUGGAAGUACAGCUCCACUGAUUAGAUCGUCUGACUCGUGCCAACAAGAUAACGUGUAAAUUCUUGCAUUUGUAUAUGUUUCCUCUUUCAAGGAAUACCCUGUUGAAGUAUACUUCCA